GCUGCAGAAGCUGAUCCUGAUCCUCGCUACAAACAGCAGCGAACAUCCUCAACGGCUAUGCUGGAGUUUUAAAAAACGGAUGCUCCCUUUUCCUGCCAAGGAAUCAGCUGUCUCUGUGCCUGAUCAGUUGGAGAAGCUCAAUGGCAGCGUUCUGCAGCAGAAACUCUUGUAAAUCUUCAGACUUGGAGAACAUGGUGUGCAUGCUCAGUUUGGCUGAGGAAGUAGAAAAUCCAUCAGUUAUGAAAGACCACAGCAGGACUGAAGAUGGUGAAGCUAUCCAUUUGAAGGUCUCCGGGCAUCAGACGGCACUUCACCGCAGUGCCAUGGUGGGGAACAGUGAGACCAUGGCUGCCCUGAUAGCUGGAGGCUGUGCUGUGGACCUGCAGAACCCGCUUGGAAACACAGCGCUUCAUGAGGUGUCCUGGCAUGGAUUCACACAGUGUGUCAAACUGCUCGUUAAGGCCGGAGCUGACGUGCACGUCAAGAACAAGGCUGGAAACACGGCGCUUCACCUGGCCUGUCAGAACGCACACGCUCCGACUGCUCAGCUCCUGCUGCUCGGAGCUUCGAAUCCCAACACCAAGAACAAGGUGGGUGAUACCUGUCUGCAUAUGGCGGCUUGUUACAACAACCUGAACCUGCUAAAGAUUCUGCUGAGGUCACAGUGUUGCUUGAAUGAGACCAACCAGGCUGGAGACACAGCUAUGCACGUUGCUGCAGCUCUGAACCACAGUAAAGCUGUGCAGCUUUUACUGUCAGCAGGUCUCAAUGUGAGAGUCCGGAACAAAGCAGGAAAAACAGCUCUGGAUAAAGCCAGAGAGCACGAGAGCAAACAUGUGGUUCUCCUGCUCUCCAAAAAUCCUCAGGUACGUUACAUGAGAAGAAAGACAAUGAAGAGACCCAGACUGAGAGCUCCAACACGACCUGCCAAAGACAGCAGCUGUGGGAUGGAGCAAACUGAGCCAGGACCAGACAGUAAGGAUCUGGAUAAAGACGAUCUCACUUCAGGAAGGAAACAAAAUAAAAUGCAGAAGAAUGAGCUCUGGGAUGAAGGUGGAAAACCUUGUCAGCUUUAUACUCUGUAUAGAGACGGGGAGGGCAGAGUUCGACAGGCUCCUGCCAGAAGCUGCCUCUGUGAGUCUCUCCUGAAGAAGCUGCGAGAUAAUCUGAAGACAACAGAGGUGGACCUGAGACUGCAUAUCCUGACUGUCCAGGAGGAGCUCUGCAGACAGAUGGACAGGAUGGAGCGCCGUAACAAACACCAGCUCAGGAUGUUGGACAUGUUAAUCCAGGAGAAAGCAGCAUCUGAGAGGAGGAGCAUUACAUCCAGGAUGGAGCAAAGAGCAGCACAGGCGCAAGCAGAAGGUCUGAGGAACCAGGCUGCUCUGAGACACGAGCUGAAGACCUGGUGUUUGUCUCUGCUGGAGUACAUGAACAUCUCAGUGCCAGCUGAGACCCAGUACCAGAACCUGCUGUUAUCUCCAUCUGCAGCAGAAACAGACCCGGAGUUGGUGCCACUUUUGUUUUCUGGAGACAGCAGCCCUACUGCGUCAACAACCACCCUGAGACCCAGAUGUUCGGAGAGUUCGAAGUCAGCUGAGCAGACCAGGAGCAGGACCUACUUUGAGAUGAAGAUGGACAAGUGUGCAGAAACAGUUCAGAUCCAGAACCUACAAAGCUCAUCAGACCUCCCCACAGUCUCUGCUGCCCCCUCCUGGCACUUUGCAGUACUGCAAAACCAUCUUGAUUCUGCAGAUUACAAGGAGGAACCCUCCAGCAGCAACAUGUCCAGCACCGGCCCCCAGGAAGAGGUCCGGGGCCCCACAAAUGACAACAUGAUUCUGGAGUUCCUGGUGGACAGACCUGCUGAGCCCACAUUUAUCCAGGAGAGGAAACACCUGCACGCCAUGGAGGUGACUCAGAGGUUCUUUGAUGCCGUGUCAGCUCAGAUGGAGCGCUGGUGUUCCAGGAAGAUCCUGGAGGUGGAGUGGCAGUCAGAGGUCAUCGCCCGGGCGGAGAGGAAAGAGAUGCUGCAGCGAAUCAGAGAGCUGGAGGAGGAGAUUCACAGGCUCCAGACCAAUGAGGGGAAAGAGAGCUUUUUGAGACAGAACAAACCAGCUUGUGGAUUAAGUCCCGUAGGUACAGAAGGUCUGCCAUAGGUUUAAAAUGAGCAGUGUAAUUUCAGUUAUUGUUUGUAUUGUCAGGAGAAUCAGUUUAGACUAAAAGCUGAUCCUCGUGGAUCUCACUUGACCUCCAGUUUAUGAGAUUUUAAUACUGUGACAAACACUCCAGACUCUGUAAAAUCUUUCGUUCACCUAGAUGGCUCCCCAUAAAUUUGGGACCUGACCUCAUCUUAAAAUUUCUGGAUAAAAUUCCUUCUGAUCCACUCUGUCAGGUACCACAGACAGUCUACAGAAACCGGUUCCAGUGUCGCUGCAGAUUCUGUGUUUUUCGGAUAAGCAGAACCUCUGAGUGUUGUGUAAAAAAUAAGAACGUUUAAUUGUAGCCUGAUGUAGAGCCUACAGCUGAAGAUUUGAUGAUAAAUGCUCUCCUCCUUGUGAUGAUGACUGUUAUGUGAGACAAGUGUGGAGUAAUAAGAUGCUGUACUCUAUUUAAUGUUGAUUUGUAGGUUAUUAUCUUUGCAGAAACACAGGGCAGAAAAUAAAGGUCAUUUUCCAGUAACUGUAUUUUCUGCAGAAUGACAGAGCUCUGCUUAAUGCAUAAAUUAAAACUACAGUAAAAAGAAAAGGCUAAAUAUUUGUCCCUGGUGAUGGAUUCAGGGACUCAGUGUUAAAGUUUAAUCUGUACCAGCAUCAGAUUUUGCAUCUUCUAACUCUACAAAUUCAUCCUGACAAAUCACUGUCUCUGCUUCUGCUGCAGUUAUUGGGUCAUUUCCUCUCAUGUUACACUAGAUGUUUUUCAUGGGGUUUUUUCCAGAUCAAAACUGAUUCACAACCAUCGUCGCGUCAUUGAUUUUUCUGUGGAGAAAACUGAGAGCAGCAGAAACCUGAUCUGAUCUGAAAAGUGAAGGGUUGAGAAGCCUCAGCCGCUGAAGACCUUUUUCACAGAGGAUCAGACAUGCCCCCUGCUGUACAGGUUAAACACUGCAUUAUUCAAUCCAUCAUCAGAAAAUGAGUAUAUCAAAAACAUACCAAUACAUGGCCCUCGUUCUAAAUGGGUCAAGAAAGGAGUUAUUAUUUUUGAGUUAUAACAUUAAUCAGUCGCCAAGCAGCUAAUGGUAACUCUAGAGGAGCCGUACUUUAACCUUUUUUGUAAAAGUGGCAAUAAGAAAGUUGUUUGCUAAAAGAAACACAUAGGGUCAUGUAAAGGUGCCAUGAAAGGUGCUCUGGUCUGAAAAGGUAAAAGUUUAAUCUUUUGGCUUACUUGCAAUCGCUGCAUGAUGCAGAAAUCUAACAUUGCACAUCAUCCUGGACACACCAUCUCCAUGGUGAUACAUGGUGGUGGCAGCAUCAUGCUGGGGGUAUUCUGAUGAGAAGAUUGAUAGAGCUGUCCCAGAAAAAUAAAUUGCAGCGAAUGGUGAUUCUGUAAAAUAUUGACACAGCUGAAUACAUCAAUUUCCACACCUGUUUUUCUCCAGGCGUCGAUUAAUAAAACAAAUAUGUUCCUUGGCCAAAACCUA
Girardinichthys multiradiatus is the source of this 3640-nucleotide messenger RNA. RefSeq names its product ankyrin repeat domain 6a (gene ankrd6a). Bases 141 to 2159 code for a protein of 672 amino acids. Gene Ontology annotation, molecular function: protein binding. The record is from RefSeq and is a predicted model, not a curated record. NCBI's taxonomy places the organism in Eukaryota, Metazoa, Chordata, Actinopteri, Cyprinodontiformes, Goodeidae. The transcript has 17 exons.